CUGGUGGGAAGGUAAACGGUGUUUCCGUGUGCUGCUCUGGUUCGCCAGAAGCGGCUUAGUCAUGCUGGCCACAUGACCCGGAAGCUGUCUGCAGACAAACACCGGCUCCCUCAGCCAGUAAAGCAAGAUGAGCUCUGCAACCCCAGAGUCGUCCGUGACUGGACUUAAUGGCCAGGGGUACCUUUACCUUUUUAUGUAUGUAUACAUAUAUUUAUAAAUAAGUAAACAGCUUCCCUUACUAUCCCCCGUGAGAUGAUUAAGUCCAGAGUCUAAUGUUACCCAACUGCGCUAUUGUGAACAGAGUUCUUGUAUAACUAGUGCAAACUUGGUACGUCCUACCAAGGACAUCCUCCUUCCUAGGCAUUCCAGGACAGGUUUGCACAGUAAUGGAAUGGAGCGCUGUUAAAGAUGCCUCCCCCUGCGUGUUUUCCUUCACUCCUUGUUAGCCGAGCAGUUCUGAACUCAUGGUGUCUGAUGACCACAAAGCUGGUGCCACACUACUUUUAUCUGGUGCGUUCUUGGGGCUAGUAGGAAUUAUAUUCACCAUGAUGGGAUGUGCAAAAUAUGAAAGGGUCAUUCGCUUCGAAUGGGCUCAGUUGCUUGGGCCUAUUGUGCUUUCAGUAGACGUGACUUUUUUGCUGAUUGCUGCGUGCAUGUUUAAAAUGAUUGCUUGCAAAUCAUGCAGCCCAAAUGAAGGAACAGCAUCUGACACAGGCCAGACUCCUAUUGGACAAUCUGUUGUUUUCACUAGGAUUAGCCAGGCUAUAAACUUCCACGGUGCUACAGUGGUGCAGUACAUCCCUCCUUAUUCAGCCCAGGAAGGUAUUGGCAUGAAUUUCCAUCAAGUAUUGAGUCAUCCUGGAAUUCCUCCAUUCUCCAGGCCAUUAAUUUCCGCUUUGAGCCCUCCUUGUUACUAUAAUGUCAACCCCCUGGAUAACUCUGCUUUUUCUACAGAUGAAAAUUACUCUGCUUAUCUUCCUGCAGACACCAGAAUUGGAAGUUUAGAAGAGCAGAUCUGCACUGCAUGCCCUUAUAAGCUCCACAGCUGUUCUCACACUGGGACUUACCUGUCCCCAAAGAAUGCAUUGGUGUUUUUCUCCCAAGAACAGAAAGAGAUGCUGAAUGAAGACCUUUACAGUGACAUAUCUCCCCCACCAUAUGAGAAACUAUUUCCACAGUGGUCAUAAAUAUAAUAAAAGGGUAUCCCUGACACUUCUAUGUAAGGAACAGAGAUUGCUUCUUGAAAACAUCCACAUAUACUUGAACAAAUAGGAACCAAAGAGACUGAGGAUUGUCUAUUGAGGUUUUGGCUUGGUGAUAAGGUCUUGCUUAGAACAGGUGUUGCUCAUUUACUGAGCACCUGAGACAAAGGCAAGUGAGCGUUCCUUUUAAAUGUGAAACAUUUUGCAUUUGGCUCCAUAUUUUAAAACCACCUGGCUGGUUGGCCUGCUCACCUAGUUUUUCCUGGGCUGUUGAUUUUCUUUAUUCUCAGGAGUCAAAGAGUACGUGAGUGAUUACUCUUGGAUACUGAAUUUUAUUCUAGGUCACAUGUAGAGCCUAACUUACAU
Podarcis raffonei (Aeolian wall lizard) is the source of this 1568-nucleotide messenger RNA. RefSeq names its product transmembrane protein 174 (gene TMEM174). The record is from RefSeq and is a predicted model, not a curated record. The transcript has 3 exons. Lineage: Eukaryota; Metazoa; Chordata; Lepidosauria; Squamata; Lacertidae.